Colletotrichum chrysophilum is the source of this 1500-nucleotide messenger RNA. RefSeq lists its product as uncharacterized. The record is from RefSeq and is a predicted model, not a curated record. The transcript is spliced from 3 exons. Bases 1 to 1500 code for a protein of 499 amino acids. Gene Ontology annotation, molecular function: oxidoreductase activity, acting on paired donors, with incorporation or reduction of molecular oxygen; monooxygenase activity; iron ion binding. NCBI's taxonomy places the organism in Eukaryota, Fungi, Ascomycota, Sordariomycetes, Glomerellales, Glomerellaceae.
AUGCAGUAUUCUGCUACUGCCGUGGCAUCCGUCGCCGCAGUGCUGUGGACUGCGUACCUGGUCAUUUGCCGAGUACGUGACUAUGCACGGAUGAGACACAUUCCAGGGCCCUUCUGGGCACACUGGACCGAUCUUUGGCUCAUGAGGGCACAAUUCAGCGGCAAACUCUCUUUCAUUCUGCAAGACCUGAACAAGAAGCAUGGCCCCAUUGUUCGGAUUGCGCCCAAUUGGGUCCUCUGCGGUGAUGGCGCUACGCUGCGAGUUCUAUGGGCGGCUCGCUCCCACUGGAAGCGAGGCCUCUGGUAUUUGGGCCUACGUUUCGAUCCAUACUCCGACAGUGUGUUCACAGCGUUGGACGACAAAUAUCAUGACACUCUUCGGGCCAAGCUCGCGGCCGGUUACGCAGGUAAGGAUGUCGAUGGCGUGGAAGAUGUCAUCGACGAACGAGUUGAAGCACUGGUUCACCUACUAGAAACGCGGUACUUGUCGACUGGGUCUGAGUAUAAGACCGUUGACUUGGCUCGCAAGGUCCAGUACUUCACCCUGGACGUCAUCUCCGCCUUGGGAUUUGACAAGAAAUUUGGGUAUUUGGAAGCCGAUGCCGAUACCAUGCGGUACAUUGAGAUCACGGAGAAAACCCUGCCUUCGCUACUAGUCAUUGCAUUGCAGCCCUGGAUGCUCAGAAUCCUACAGUCCUCGACCCUAAAGUUCUUCAUGCCCAGCUCAAAGGAUAUCAUCGGCAUUGGCGAUGUCAUGCGGAGGGCCGCAGAGGCCGUUGAGGAGCGCUACGGCGAGAAGCCCGUUGUCAAACGCGACAUCCUUGGCUCUUUCGUCUCCCAUGGCCUUACCAAAGAAGAAGCAGAAGGUGAAACGACUGUUCAAAUCAUUGCCGGUUCUGAUUCUACUGCCGCAGCAAUCCGAACCACAAUGCUAUUCAUCAUGACAAACCCACACGUCUACGCCCGUUUGCGGACUGAGAUAGAUACGGGUGUUGCUGAGGGCCGCAUCUCAUCGCCGAUCACAGACGCGGAAGCUAGAAAGUUCGAGUAUCUCCAGGCAGUGAUAAGGGAAGGGAUCCGAAUCUACCCCCCGGCGACGGGUCUAUUGCCCAAGGUUUCCGACAAAGACGAGGUGAUCUAUGGAAUGCACAUUCCUGCGGGAACCAACGUGGCCUGGUCUCCUUUUACAGUGAUGCGUCAGACAGAGGUCUUCGGGGCAGACGCCGACAUGUUUCAACCAGAGCGGUGGCUCGGUAUUUCCAAAGAGCAGUACCGUGUGAUGGACACCCAAGUUAUGCUGGACUUUGGAGUGGGAAGUCGGUGGGAGUGUCUUGGCAAGAAUAUCGCCAUGCUCGAGCUGAAUAAGGUUUAUGUUGAGCUUCUUCGGCGGUUUGACUUCACGAUCGUAGAUCCCGCAAAACCUUGGACAACCGAGAACUUUGCGGUUCAUAUCCAGAAGGAGUUCAACGUCAAGGUGACUCGACGUGCAGCGCCAACUUGA